AUGAAUUCGUAUUUAUUACAUUUGUUUGUCAUCUCGCUUCUAUUCAUUAAUCAUGUUUUGGCUUACGGAUAUGUUGGUCAUGAAAUUACUGCCGUAAUUGCCCAAAGAUUUCUCACGCCUGAAGCAAGAAAAAAUGUACAACUACUACUUCCGAAAGAAGCAAAAGGGGAUCUAUCUUUCAUCGCAUCAUGGGCCGAUAGAGUAAAAUAUACGCCAGAAUAUAACUUUACUUCGAGAAUGCAUUUUUUUACACCACGGAAUGAUAAACCUCCAAAUCAGUGUUUUGCUAUGUAUAUCCCAGGAAGAAUUGAUUUGCUAAAUGCUAUACAUAAUUAUACUAAUCGUUUAGAUCCAAACAAUGAUUUGGCUUUUUGGCCUAGAGCUGAGGCAUUAAGAUUUCUUGUGCACUUUAUUGGAGAUUUACAUCAGCCUUUACAUGUCACAGCAAGACUUAGAGGUGGGAAUGCAAUAUUUGAAGGUCAUAAAACCAACCUACACUUUAUUUGGGAUUCGAGAUUAAUAAAUAAGCAUAUAAGGGAACUUGGAUAUAAUCAAACUUUCUCAGACGAUCAUCAAAACAUUACUAAUGGUGGUCGUUUUUAUGAUCCAUACGUUAGACAUAUUUUAAGAUUAAUGAAAUCAGUUUGGAAGCAAGAAGUAUCCGAAUGGAUUGUCUGCAAUAAUGUAGGAUAUACUUUUGAAAAAGAAACGCAGGAAUUAUUUAAUUCUAAUAAAUUUGGUAACAAAAAUAAACAAAUUCUUCUUGGGUUGAACUCGCAAGAAGCACAAAAAGAAUAUUCUUCUUUAGGGAAGCAAUAUCCUUCAGUUUCUUGUCCCGAAUUUUGGGUUAUUCCAAUAAAUAAAUUAAAUUGUCAAAUAGUUUGGAACGGUUAUAAACCCGAUAUAGAAUUAGAUGAGGGUGAGUAUUAUGAAAGAAUUAAACGAACUAGAAUCGUUGAAAAAUUAUUAGCAGUUGGUGGGAUUAGGAUUGCUGCUGUGUUAAAUAGUUUAUUGGGAUAA
Funneliformis geosporum is the source of this 1020-nucleotide messenger RNA. Lineage: Eukaryota; Fungi; Glomeromycota; Glomeromycetes; Glomerales; Glomeraceae. The record is from the annotation of a GenBank genome assembly.